Molecule: messenger RNA, 1597 nt
Organism: Monopterus albus (swamp eel)
Lineage: Eukaryota; Metazoa; Chordata; Actinopteri; Synbranchiformes; Synbranchidae
Gene: tmem71
Product: transmembrane protein 71
Exons: 12
Coding region: 227-1177 (316 amino acids)
Source: RefSeq, a predicted model, not a curated record
AGCAGGAAGACGACGUUUUCUUCAAACCCCCGGCAGAGAAACCGGGAGGAAAAUAAACCGAAAUCUACAACAUGCAGAACCAGUACAUGUAAGCUGCUGCUGCUUUGUCGGCACAGGGUGUGAGAGAACCACAGCGGACAACACAUCGCUGAGAACCGAGACCACACUGAGAUCUGAGUGGGAACCAGUCUGAAGAUCGACAGGAGAGACUUGGCUGUAGACAAACAUGUCCCUGUUCUUCUCCGGAGCUGUUACAAGUUCGCCCAUAAAGCGAAGGCUGCGGGCCCAUCACUCCUGUCAGAGCCUCGACCUGUCUCUUCUCUCUCCCAACUCCUCGUACGUCUGUUACUCCUCUGUGGAUGGCGGCGACCGUCGCUCGCCGCGCCUCCUCACCAACGGGUACUACACUGUCACCGAGGACAGUUUCUCCUGGGAUGAUGAUGGAAACGUGUCACUGACACCCUGCAAAACCAACGUAUGCUACAAGGAGAAUCUGGUCAGGAUCUUCAGGCGCAGACGGAGGCCUCGCAGCUCGCUGGCUCGUCUGCUGAGCGAUGUGACGGAGAGCUGCCAGACGUGGCUGGAUGAGAAAGUCUUCAGAGGUGUGUUCAGAACGGUACACAACAAGGACCGAGAUCUGGACAAUGACUCGGACAGAGAAUACGACCAAGACCAGGACUGGGCCAGGAGCAGCCAGGAAGACCCGGCCCUGCUGGAUGAGUCCUCCUGGUUUGGAUUCAAUGACAGCAAGCUGGAUGACAGCUCCAGCUUUACAUACGACCCGACAGAGAUCCUGUGUCCUCCUGACAAAGCGGCCCCUGCCCCGAAGCUGCUCAUCCAGGAGGAGAUUUGCUCUGAGGUCUGUCAGUCAGCAGAGCAGUUCACUCAGUUGCUGGGCGGACUCUCAGAAGUCCCGCCUCCCUCCCUUUUCUACACCAGCAACUGCUGCUGUCAGGCCUCACCUGAGCACACAGGGUUAACGAUGAAGGCCUUUCUCUUUGUCAUCUUCACCAUCUUCAUCUUCACAGCUGUGUACUCGGGGUGUUUGUGGUGGAGCACGGCAGUCACCUCAGCUUUGUUCAUGACGAUGACAACAUUUAUGAUCCUGACCAAGUCAGGCCCGCUGGGCGAGUGGAGGAGGGCAAAGACAGAGGACAUCACAUCAAGAAACGAGUAAAGAACGUGAGAAACCGGAAGAGGGAGAGAAGAGACGGGUCUGAUGGGACUCGGAGACAUUUCAUAUUUCACUGUUUGCAUGUAAGUUGCACUUAAAGGACCAAGUUGCAGCGGGCUCUGGAAACCCUUUUACAGCAACACCCGCACAACUUAAAACAACCGUUUUUCAAUGGGAUUCUUUAUCUAAAUACGUAUUGAUGCACUGAGGUGUUUUGGGCUUUACAGCGAUUUAAACUAAAUCUGACACUUUUCUAUAUUUUACCUUUUAAAUCUGAGAAAAUCAGCACAGUGUCACAUCCAGGUUGAUGACAGCGAGUCCUUUUAAAAACAAAGUUUGUGUGGUAACUGGUUGUGAAGGUGGAUUUAUGGAAAUGUUUUGGGUUUUCUGCAAAAUACGUCAGAUCUAAGAUGAAACGGUAAA